AUGCCCAACGGAUUGCAUCCCAAUUUUCAGAGCCCGUCAUCGACAGGCACUUUUCCCAGCCCCGUACACCAUCAGUGGAGCCCGUCUUCGUCUGCUACGACGUGGCAUUAUUCCUCCCCGAAUCUUGAUGGAGAGCGAGAUACUCCUUCUCCGCGGACAUCAUCUGAAGAGCGAGGGUCCAAGUCAUCAUCACACAGCGGCCGCGACUACCCCGUCUGCUGCCUGUACCCGGGGUGUAAUGCCAAACCCUUCAAGCGGAGAGCGGAUCUGGACCGCCACUACAAACACCGACACGCCUCGGACUCACAAAAGGUCUCGUUCAGCUGCGACUACCCACGAUGCUCUCGCCGCCGCGACCCGUUCCACCGGCUGGACCACUUCCGUGACCAUCUCCGUGAAUUCCACAAAGAAGACAUUGAAAAGCGCGGCGGGUCCGUCAACGAGGAGUGGCUGGAAGGCCGACGAGUGUCGUCAAACUGGUGGCGAUGCUCAAAGUGCCUCAAGAGAAUCCCUAUUGAACAAGACGGCUACGAGUGUCCCAAGUGCAAGACUACGUGUCAGCCAAAGCGAAAGGAGGCCCGUCGCAGAAGCUAA
Molecule: messenger RNA, 594 nt
Organism: Metarhizium album ARSEF 1941
Lineage: Eukaryota; Fungi; Ascomycota; Sordariomycetes; Hypocreales; Clavicipitaceae
Exons: 2
Coding region: 1-594 (197 amino acids)
Source: RefSeq, a predicted model, not a curated record